Messenger RNA from Dermacentor silvarum, 3167 nucleotides. RefSeq names its product SAGA-associated factor 29 (gene Sgf29). Bases 268 to 1164 code for a protein of 298 amino acids. Lineage: Eukaryota; Metazoa; Arthropoda; Arachnida; Ixodida; Ixodidae. Gene Ontology annotation, cellular component: SAGA complex. The transcript is spliced from 5 exons. The record is from RefSeq and is a predicted model, not a curated record.
ACGACCUACUUGGCAAUGCCUCCUCUAGUAAAGGAGGCAUUGGUCGUGGUCAUUUAAUUUGUGAGCGUGAUUUCAAGAGGACCCCAGUGCACCGCUGUUAGCUGCUCAAGCUGCUCAAGAUAGUUUCAUGAGAACUCUUAGUCGAAGAACAGUGCAGCGUACUCUUGAUGCGCUCGUUUCCUGCUCGGUGGUGGUAUCGUGGGUGUUCGCUGUCUACACGGGGCUCUUCGUGUCUUUGAAGCACCUUGAGCAUGCGUAAAAGCUGUCAUGCAGAAGGAAGCCGACAACGCCGUCAUACAGGAGAAACUACGGGAGCUGACGCACGUCAUACAGCAAUGCCAGGAAGAGCGAAACCGGAGUGAGCACAACCUGACCAACAUCACCAAGACUCAUGAACGCAUCCAGCAGGAGCAGAAGCUGUCACCCUACUACAAGUCCAAGCUGCGAGGCCAGUACAAGACCGCACUGCAGGACGCUGAAAGCGAGGAAGAGCUGCUUCGCAAGGCCCUGGACAUCAUCUUCGAGAUCCGUACUGUCCGCAAUGAACGACGUAUUGCAGCCAAAAAUUCAGGCAGCGUAGGCAGACGGAGCACAUCUUUUUCAGAACGCCCCAAGGAAGCUCUGCGUCGGGGGGCCCUGAUGAAGAUGCUCCAGCAGAAUGCACUCACGCUGCCCCUGUUCAUUGGCAAGGAGGAUGAAAAGCCACCACCACUGUGCGGGGCCAUUCCGGCUGAGCCAAACUACGUUGCGAAGGUUGGUGACAUGGUAGCAGCCUUGGCACGUGGUCCUGAUGAUGAUGAGAACUGGAUUCUAGCAGAAGUGCUUCACUACAGUCAUGGCAGCGCCAAAUAUGAGGUGGAUGACAUCGACGAAGAGCAGAAGGAGAGACACACACUGAGCCGUCGCAGAGUUGUUCCCCUACCGCUCCUGCGAGCAAAUCCCCUGACCGACCCCUCGGCAUUAUUUGCCAAGGGAACACUCGUGAUGGCAUUGUACCCACAGACUACUUGCUUCUACCGGGCACUGGUUCACGAGCCCCCCAGUGGUCCCCAGGAUGACUAUCUCGUACUGUUUGAAGAUUCGUCAUACCCGGAAGGCUAUUCACCCCCUCUUGCAGUUGCACAACGUUAUGUCAUCUGCUGCAAAGAGAUGCGUAAAAAGUAGUGCUCAGUCUUUUGGUAUUUUGCACAGGGCAGCUGCAUGUAUUAUGGCUGCAGUUGUUGCUGUGUGUUCCACUGACGGAGCAAAGCUGUACAAAUGGAGUGCCCAAACUUUCAAGGGAUCAGCUUUAGGAGGGAAAGAAAUUGGCAAGAUUUAUGUUCUGCCCCCUUUUUCUUUGUGGAAUAAGUUUAGACCUGACAGUGGUGAGUAGGGUUUUGCCGCACUGAUCGAUUCCUUCACAGUCCUUGCUGUGAAUGAGGUAGCAGCUAGGGCCACUAUUUUGUAUUGAUGCCUUUUUUGAUGCUAAUGCCCUUUUGCACAUUUUGAACUUCAGCAGUUGUCGGAGCAAUGCUCUGCCCGCAUUAUGAACAAUAUCAGCUGGCCGUGAUUGGUGCUGAAUGAUAAGACUAGCAUGGAAUUGAGUGGAAGGCAUCGCUACAGAAUAGCAACCAUGAUUGCUCUUGUCUGCUCUCUGCGUAGAGCUUUUCCUAUGCAUGAUUGUGCACAUCCACUUCACAGUAUUUAGUAGAUUCUAACGCACACUUUUUUUAGGGAAAUUUUACUGAAAUAUGACAUUUGCAUAAUUACCAAUGUGAAAUAAAAACUGCAAUAGGUGGUGCAAUAAUAUCGCCUUCUCUGCCAAUUUUGUAUGAAGCGUAAGAUUGCAUGUUCUGGGCAUUUGAUAUCAAUAAGGAGACCUCGGGCUGCAACAAAGAGUAAUAUGGUCAUUUUCUUUUUCCAAGUGAGGAGAAAUCAUUAUUUCUCUCUCGUUCAUUAAAAAUUGGGUGGUAGAACAAUCAAAGGUAUUGCAAAUUGCAUUUUUUUUUUUGCAGCAAAGCUGUUAAAGCAAGUUUCACAGCCGUUGUCAUGUGGCAAUGAAGGCCGGAAUGUGGCAACGAGCUUGGUAUCAACAGCCAGCAAAGCAACCUCUGUCGGAGUCCUGUAUUAUUGCUUUGAAACUUUAAUAUCAAUGAUUAUAAGAUAACUACCUUGCGUAUGCAUCACUGAAAUGGAAAAAAACUUAUUUGCGUACCAGUAAUCUGUAACUCUUUUUCUCAUGUCACAUUUACCGGCUCCAUGCUGGAAGUCAGCUAGGAGUUUGUACAGCCACCGCUGUGAAAGCUGGUGGCAUAGUCUGGCAAGGCAGCCUGCGUGGAAGCCCUAAAGUGCUCAUAUAACCAGGGUAUCAGCGAUCAGUCAUUACUGAGAACAGUCAGCAAACAGAACCCUAAAAGAAUAAUGUGAAAAUUUGCUUUUACAGCUUCGUUGUGUUGUAUCACUUGCUCAGAUUGGCAAUAUGAAAUUCAUGGUCCGUGUUACAAUCGAGGCUGCGUUAUAAACAAGUAAAUACUUGCCACUGAAUGUUGCACAUGAAAUCCUAUUUGAUAUUGCCAUCAAGACUUCAUCCAUCUAUCCAUCCAUAUGGCUUUUUUUUACAUCUCUAUGAAUAACGCUUAUACAUAUGCUUGUCAAUUACAUGAGCUGCCACACUUGAAUGAACUGAGUGAUAUGAAAUUUGUGAUAUUGUUGCUUCACUUUGCAUUUUGUUUGUGUUGGUAGCAUUUUUGGCAGAUGCUAUAUGCCUAAUUUGAUUUGUUCAGGGCACUUAUUCAGUAGUAUUUGAUGAAAUUUUGAGACAUGGAAAAGCAUUUCUUAAUGUUGGCGUCCAGUGACAGCAUUGCACUUAUUCAGAGGCUAGCAGCACUCCUCCAGUACAGUCAGGAAAUUCUGAUUUGAAUUUCCAUUCUUAUCAUUUUAUCUCUAUGAAGAACACUUCUGCAUAUGCAUCUCAAUUUCAUGAGCUACUUAAUUAGAAUGAACCAGGUGAUACAAAAUUUGUGAUAUUACUUCACUUCAUGUUUUGUAUUGUUUGGAGCAUGUUGUGGUGAUGAGCAGAUAUUAUAUGCCCGAUUUGGUUUGUUGAAAGCACUCAUUCUAUAGUAUGUGCCGAAAUUUCGGAAAAGAAAAUUCAAUCUGCAGCUCUAGCAACAGGCUGCUAGUGGGAA